Messenger RNA from Anastrepha obliqua, 1376 nucleotides. RefSeq names its product skin secretory protein xP2. NCBI's taxonomy places the organism in Eukaryota, Metazoa, Arthropoda, Insecta, Diptera, Tephritidae. The transcript is spliced from 3 exons. The record is from RefSeq and is a predicted model, not a curated record. Bases 73 to 1200 code for a protein of 375 amino acids.
AGUCAUCGUUUUCGCAUUCGUGUGUGCUUUAUCUUCAAUUCAACAACAACAACAACAUUAAAAGUGUUCAAAAUGAAAUUCCAAGCAUCGUUGGCUUUGAUCGUAGUUUGCGGUUUGGUUGCCUGCAGCCAGGCAUUGCCUGCCAAGAAAAGAUUGGCCUACUACCCACAACCUGCCGCGGCCCAGUACUAUGCCGCCCCACAACGCAUGAUGUUCAUGCGUUACGUCCAGCCCUCGUACGGUAAUGCUCGCUCUCACCAAGCCGCCGCCGCGCUCGUCGCCGGCGAUUCUGUCGCCACUGAUUGUAUUCACACAGGCGUUGAUGGUGUUGCCGCCGCUGCUGGACCCGUCGAAGCUGCCAGUUUCUCUGGUGAUGUGCAAGAUGAUGCUGUCGCCGCUGCUGGUGCCCAUGUCGCUCACUCCAUUACCGAAGCCUAUCCUGCCGCAUCUGCUGAAGAGCAACAUAAGAUAACCGUGCAAGUCGAUUUGGACCCUGCUAGCGCUGAGGCUAGCGAUGAUGAUGCUAAGGAAGGCCGCGAAUACAGUUACGAUGCUCCUGUUGGUGGUGCCGCUGAUGUUGAGGUCAAUUUGGCUGGUGAAGUCGAAAGCCCCGAACCAGUUGCUCCUGGCUCCGCUGCUGAUGCUGCUACCGUUAGCGUUGGUCUUUCCGGCGCUGCUGCAUCCGAAGUACCUGUUGUAGGUGGUGCCUCUGCUUCCAAGGGUAUUGAUGUGAGCGUUAGCUUGCCCGCUCCAGCACCAAUUGCUCCAGUUGUUCCCCUUGCUGCCGCCAAACCAGCUAAAGGUUACUUGCCCGCCAAGAAGAAGGUGAUCGUUGAAUUGGAACAAGCUGCCGAAUCCGAAGAUGAUGCCGAUAACGCUGUUGCUGUUCAGGACGAUGAUGAUGUUGUAGAGGAAGACGAUGAUGCUUACGCUCCAGUACCAGUCGCUCCCAAAGUUCCCGCUCGUCGUCCUGUGGCCAAAAAGCCCGCUAAAGCUGGUUGCGCCGGUUGCGCGAAGGCCGCCAAGCCAUUGCCUGCCGGUACCUUCUUCCCCGUAGACUUUGGUGGCGCCACCGGUGGUGCUAUCGCUAUUGCCAACUCAUUCAGCACUGGUGAGAGCGGCUCCGCUACCAGCCACGCCAUCGCCUACGGCAACCCCGACCAAGCUCGCGCUCGUUUGCCCGCACGCAGGCGCCACUAGAAAUCUCACAAUGAAAUAGAGUUUAAUAAUUUUGUAAAAUCCAUAACCGCUAGUGCAACACAAAUGACUUGAAAACGUAAUGCCAGAACGAAUUACUUAUAAACCCCUUUAAAUUGUUUCUAUAAUUAAAUAUAAUUUUUAUUUUUUGUUUUAAACUUCUUAGCCCAAUUGUACAU